GAAAAUAGUUAUAAAGUGUGCAACUUGGCCUUACAAUUCGUUAAGUAUUUUAUUUGCGACGAUUUCGCUGCUCCGAAAAUUCCUGCGUGCGCUUCGUUGGAAAAAGUAAAAUCGAGUGACCGUUCGCGGCAGAGGCUGAUAAUCUUGGAAAAGGAGCGUCGAUGUCUGGCAGGCCCCUUCGAUGUCUGGCAAGGCCACAUCGCUGUUUCCCACCUCUAUUUCCGCCGCUCUCAGCGAUUUUAACAGCUCUGUUAAGAUGCAUCGAUACCUAACAGCCGCUUUUAUUUCGAUGCAUCUUAACAGCGCUGUUACACUACACUAAAAAAUACUAAACCUGGAAAAUACCGAGUUCCAGCUGCGUUUGGCUCAGCAACCAGCCGAUCUGGCAACCCUGCCAAAACAAGCGUGGAAGAGUUUUACCUGCCGAGCAAUCGCCCCCAAAAAACCGAAACAAUGAGCGACGACGAAGCGGCGGAGACCAAUACCAGCACGGAGCCGGUGGACAAUGCGUGGGCCAUGAAGAUCCCGGCCUUCAAGCAGGAGGACAACCCGCACGGCAUGGUGGAGGAGAGCUCGUUCGCCACGCUGUUCCCCAAGUACCGGGAGCGCUACCUCAAGGAGGUCUGGCCCCUGGUGGAGCAGUGCCUGGCGGAGCACCACCUGAGGGCGGAGCUGGACCUGAUGGAGGGCAGCAUGGUGGUGAGGACCAGCCGCAAGACCUGGGACCCCUACAUCAUCAUCAAGGCGCGGGACAUGAUCAAGCUGAUGGCCCGCAGCGUGCCCUUCGAGCAGGCCAAGCGGGUGCUGCAGGACGACAUUGGCUGCGACAUCAUCAAGAUCGGCAACCUGGUGCACAAGAAGGAGAAGUUCGUGAAGCGGCGCCAGCGCCUGAUCGGGCCCAACGGAGCCACCCUGAAGUCCAUCGAGCUGCUCACCGACUGCUACGUCCUGGUCCAAGGGAACACCGUCUCCGCCCUGGGUCCGUACAAGGGCCUGCAGCAGGUGCGGGACAUCGUCCUGGAGACCAUGAACAACGUGCACCCCAUAUACAACAUCAAGGCCCUGAUGAUCAAGCGCGAGCUGAUGAAGGACCCCCGCCUGGCCAGCGAGGACUGGUCCCGGUUCCUGCCCAAGUUCAAGAACAAGAACAUCAGCAAGCGCAAGCAGCCGAAGGUGAAGAAGCAGAAGAAGGAGUACACUCCGUUCCCGCCCAGCCAGCCGGAGAGCAAGGUGGACAAGCAGCUGGCCAGCGGAGAGUACUUCCUCAACCAGGAGCAGAAGCAGGCCAAGCGCAACCAGGAGCGCACCGAGAAGCAGAAGGAGGCGGCCAAGCGGCAGGACGAGCGCCGCAACAAGGACUUCGUGCCGCCCACGGAGGAGGCCGCCUCUUCGAGCCGGAAGAGGGAGCGGGACGACGCCUCCUCCAGCAAGGUGGACGUGAAGGCGCUCAAGGCCAAGCUGAUCAGGGCCAACAAGAAGGCGCGGAGCUGAUUCUUUUCGUAGUGUUAAUUAGCCUUAGGAUUAUCAAUAAAAGCUAUUAUGUGAGCGAGGAAAUAGAAAUUGAAAACGGA
Messenger RNA from Drosophila biarmipes, 1571 nucleotides. RefSeq names its product KRR1 small subunit processome component homolog (gene dbe). Gene Ontology annotation, molecular function: RNA binding. Gene Ontology annotation, cellular component: small-subunit processome; nucleolus. The transcript has a single exon. Lineage: Eukaryota; Metazoa; Arthropoda; Insecta; Diptera; Drosophilidae. The coding region runs from base 454 to 1491 and encodes 345 amino acids. The record is from RefSeq and is a predicted model, not a curated record.